AUGCAGGCCUGGCUCUACUCCAAUACAGCAGACGGAAUGGAAAAGAAUCUCCACCUCGACACAUCAGCACGCACACCCCCGCCCCCUAGAGGCAACGAAAUACUCGUCAAAGUCAUCUCAGCUGCUUUAAACCCAGCAGACUACAAAGUCCCCGAGCUAGGAUUUCCAUUCCGCAUGCUGAUCGGCACCCCCGCAACGCCCGGCAUGGACUUCUGCGGACGCGUAGUCAGCACCGGACCGCUAGCGAAGCAUCUCAAAGAAGACACACUAGUCUACGGAUGUUCAAGUCGACCGGUGCAGUUCGGCUCGGCUGCUGAGUAUAUCGUUGUUGCAUCAGAUACCGUUUCCAUCGUACCUGAUGGCGUUGCGGUUGAUCAUGCCGCUGCGAUGGGCGUUACCGGGCAGACCGCGUACCAGAGUUUAGACGGGUACGUGAAAGCCGGGGAGAAGGUAUUGAUUAAUGGAGGCUCCGGUGGGUGCGGAGUCUUUGCUAUUCAAAUUGCCAAGGCGAUGGGGUGCCACGUUACGACCACGUGCUCGACACGGAAUAUGGAGUUGUGUUUAAGGCUUGGGGCGGAUGCUGUGAUUGAUUAUACGGCCGAAGAGGAUUUGGUUGCGAAGUUACAGCAGAUGGGGGUCGCAUUCGAUCACAUAGUGGAUAAUGUCGGGCUUCCUGACAAUCUUUACUACCAAUGUCAUCUCUUUUCCAAGGAGGAGGCGACGUUCGUUCAGGUGGGCGCUUCGUCGUUGUUGACGUUCGUGGCGAGAAUUGGAUGGCCUUCUUUCUUGGGUGGUGGGAGAAGGAAAUAUGUCCCUAUGGCGACGAAGAUCGAUCAGAAGCACUUGGCACAGCUGGGAGAAUGGGUGGCUGAUGGUACGAUUACGAUGCAGUUGGAUAGUGUGUUUGAAUUCUGUGAUGCUGUGAAGGCCUAUGAGAGGCUUCGGUCUGGUCGAUCUAGAGGUAAGAUCGUUCUGCAUGUCAGUGAUCCAUCUGCUCGGAACAUGGAGCCCUUUGGCAUAGGCCUUUGA
Messenger RNA from Penicillium longicatenatum, 1029 nucleotides. Its product is annotated as NAD(P)-dependent alcohol dehydrogenase. The transcript has a single exon. NCBI's taxonomy places the organism in Eukaryota, Fungi, Ascomycota, Eurotiomycetes, Eurotiales, Aspergillaceae. Gene Ontology annotation, molecular function: zinc ion binding; oxidoreductase activity. The coding region runs from base 1 to 1029 and encodes 342 amino acids. The record is from RefSeq and is a predicted model, not a curated record.